UAUUUUUUAUUGGUGGGGCGGGGGGAGCGGCAAAAUUCUAUCUCCGCCCCCGCUUUCUUGCCUAUUCCCAUUUGCAAGCUGCAUCUGCCUCUAAGAAAUUGAGGGGUUCAGGGUAGGGUGGGGAGCUGUAAAUAAGAGUUGGACCUGCAGCACCCCCGCACCUAGAAGGCCACCAUGACCGAGGAGAGCUCCGAGGUGCCCAGGGAAUUGAUAGAAAGCAUAAAGGAUGUUAUUGGCAGAAAGAUAAAGAUUGCAUUGAAGAAGAAAGUAAAGUUGGAAGUGAAGGGAGACAAAGUUGAAAACAAAGUGCUGGUGCUUACAUCAUGCCGAGCCUUCCUUGUCACAGCACGAAUCCCCACCAAGCUCGAGGUAACCUUCAGCUACCUGGAGAUUCACGGUGUCCUGUGCAGCAAGCCAACUCAGAUGGUUGUGGAAACUGAGAAGUGCAGCAUCUCCCUGAAGAUGGCGUCACCUGAGGAUGUGAGUGAGGUGCUGGCGCACAUCGGCACCAGCCUGCGGAAGAUCUUCCCUGGCUUCUCCCCAUUGAGAAUCAUGAAAAAAGUCUGCAUGGAGCCAUCUGAGCGACUGGCCAGUCUCCAGGCUCUGUGGGACAGCCAGACUGUGGCCGAGCAGGGCCCCUGUGGAGGAUUUUCUCAGAUGUAUGCCUGUGUUUGUGACUGGCUUGGAUUUUCAUACAGGGAAGAAGUACAAUGGGAUGUGGAUACAAUUUAUCUGACACAAGACACCAGGGAAUUGAAUUUACAAGACUUCAGUCAUCUUGACCACAGGGACCUAAUACCUAUCAUUGCUGCUCUGGAAUACAAUCAGUGGUUCACUAAGCUGUCCUCUAAGGAUCUAAAACUGUCCACUGAUGUCUGCGAACAAAUCUUAAGGGUGGUGAGUAGGUCCAAUCGACUGGAAGAACUGGUGUUGGAAAACGCUGGACUUAGAACAGAUUUUGCACAUAAACUGGCCAGUGCUCUAGCACAUAAUCCCAACUCAGGACUCCAUACGAUUAACCUUGCUGGCAACCCACUGGAGGAUCGAGGUGUGUCGUCUUUAAGUAUUCAGUUUGCCAAACUCCCAAAGGGAUUAAAGCAUUUAAAUUUAUCUAAAACCUCAUUGUCACCUAAAGGGGUGAAUAGCCUUUCUCAGUCACUCAGUGCCAAUCUGUUGACCGCCACCACUCUUAACCAUCUGGACCUCUCAGGGAACAUCCUUCGCGGAGAUGACCUCUCGUCCAUGUACAGUUUUUUGGCCCAGCCAAAUGCCAUUGCUCAUCUGGAUUUGUCCAAUACAGAAUGUUCCCUGGACAUGGUCUGUGGAGCUCUUCUCCGUGGCUGCCUUCAGUAUUUAGCUGUGCUCAAUCUCUCCAGAGCUGUGUUUUCUCACCGGAAAGGAAAAGAAGUACCCCCAUCCUUCAAGCAGUUUUUUAGUAGUUCUCUGGCUCUGAUGCAAAUCAACCUCUCAGGCACAAAACUGUCUCCUGAGCCCUUAAAAGCGCUGUUAUUGGGCCUGGCUUGUAAUCAUAACUUGAAGAGAGUUUCUCUUGAUCUCAGCAACUGUGAGCUGAGGUCUGGAGGUGCGCAGGUAUUAGAAGGCUGCAUCGCCGAAAUCCACAACAUCACCAGCCUAGACAUCUCUGAUAAUGGUUUAGAAUCUGACCUAUCUACCUUAAUAGUGUGGCUCAGUAAAAACAGAUCCAUACAACACCUGGCGUUAGGCAAAAAUUUUAAUAAUAUGAAAUCCAAAAAUCUGACACCUGUGUUGGACAACUUAGUACAGAUGAUUCAAGAUGAAGAAUCACCUCUGCAGUCCUUGUCCCUGGCUGACUCGAAACUCAAGAACGAGGUCACCAUCAUCAUCAAUGCCCUGGGAAGCAACACCUCCCUGACCACAGUGGACAUCAGUGGGAAUGGCAUGGGGGACAUGGGGGCAAAGAUGCUGGCCAAAGCGCUGCAGAUCAACACCAAGCUCAGGACUGUUAUAUGGGACAAGAACAACAUUACUGCCCAAGGCUUUCAAGAUAUAGCUGUUGCUAUGGAAAAGAACUACACGUUGAGAUUUAUGCCAAUUCCUAUGUAUGAUGCUUCUCAAGCCUUAAAAACAAACCCUGAAAAAACAGAAGAGGCUCUGCAGAAGAUAGAAAACUAUCUGCUCCGGAAUCACGAGACUAGAAAAUACCUUCAAGAGCAGGCCUACCGCCUACAGCAGGGCAUUGUCACCAGCACCACGCAGCAGAUGAUCGACAGAAUAUGUGUGAAAGUACAAGAUCAUCUCAGCUCUUUACGAAACUAUGGGGGAGAUGCUGUCCAGGAAGAUCUAAAAUCAGCAGAAAGGCUCAUGCGUGAUGCUAAGAACUCUAAAACGUUGUUACCAAAUUUAUACCAUGUUGGUGGUGCAUCUUGGGCGGGAGCCAGUGGCUUGUUAUCCAGUCCAAUUCAGGAGACCCUGGAAUCAAUGGCCGGAGAAGUCACGAGAGUUGUAGACGAACAACUCAAGGCGUUGCUUGAGUCCAUGGUUGAUGCUGCCGAGAAUCUUUGUCCCAAUGUGAUGAAAAAAGCCCACAUUCGGCAAGACUUGAUUCAUGCCAGCACUGAAAAGAUUUCCAUCCCACGUACCUUUGUUAAAAAUGUCCUGUUGGAGCAGUCUGGAAUUGAUAUCCUUAACAAAAUUAGUGAAGUGAAGUUGACAGUGGCCUCCUUCCUAUCUGACCGAAUCGUGGAUGAAAUUCUGGAUGCACUUUCACACUGCCAUCACAAACUGGCCGACCAUUUCAGCAGACGUGGCAAGGCCCUUCCUCAGCAAGAUUCCUUGGAGAUCGAGCUGCCUGAGGAGAAGCCUGUUAAACGCUCCAUUAUCAUGGUGGAGGAGCUCACAGAGAUAGAACGUUUGGAAGAUCUGGAUACUUGUAUGAUGACUCCUAAAUCCAAAAGGAAGACUAUCCAUAGCCGAAUGCUGCGGCCUGUUUCCAGGGCAUUUGAAAUGGAAUUUGACCUUGAUAAGGCCCUGGAAGAAGUGCCAAUUCACAUUGAAGACCCGCCUUUCCCAUCCAUCAGACAAGAGAAGCAGAGCUCAGGGUUUAUCUCUGACUUGCCGUCCGAGGAAGGAAAGAAGCUGGAGCACUUUACCAAGUUAAGACCAAAACGGGCUAAGAAGCAGCAAUCCACGCACGCAGCGGGCUGUGCUACCAGCAUAGUCUCCCAAGAUGGUGAACAGAAUGGUCUUAUGGGGAGAGUGGAUGAAGGUGUAGAUGAAUUUUUCACCAAGAAGGUGACCAAAAUGGAUUCCAAGAGAGGGUCAGCAAGAGGCUCAGAGUCCCAUGAGCUUAGUGAGGGAGGAGACGAGAAGAAAAAGCGAGACUUUCGGAAAAGUGGCUUUCUCAACUUAAUCAAACCCCGGACCAAACCUGAGCGGUCGCCAACGGUCUUGAUGACAGAAGAACUCUCCUCUCCAAGGGCAGGAGUCAGAAGUCCAGCUGUGGACACCCCCAGGAAGGACACGAAGCCAGCCGAGCACAAUGGCAGUGCUGAUCGGGUAGAGGAGAUCAAGACACCUGACUCCCUAGAAGAAAGUCAAGGGGAAGACGUGGGGAAGGUGGACCGGAGUGAGAGCCAGGGCAGCCCCCAAGGAGGGCGAAGGUACAGGGUCCAAAUGAUGGGCAGCGGGCUGCUGGCAGAGAUGAAGGCCAAGCAGGAGAUGAAAGCCAAGGCUGCUUGCUCACUGAAGAAACUUGGAAAUGAUGCCAUCUCCCAGGAUUCUUCCAGCCUGGCCUUGAGCAGCACAGAACGGUUGGAUGGAGGUGGGGCAGUGCCUAAAGUGCAUCCAGAGAACCGCUUCGGUUUGGGAACACCAGAAAAGAACACCAAAGCGGAGCUCAAGGUGGAGGCGGGCUCCAGGUCCCGGGGCUUUUCCAGCAGGCCCACCAGCCCGAAGCCCCUCCUGCAGUCCCCCAAACCCAGCCUGUCGGUGCGGCCCACCAUCCCGCAGAAACCGAGAACCGCCUCGCGGCCUGAGGACAUCCCAGACUCUCCAUCCAGCCCGGAUUCCCCUAAAGUCGCUCUUCUUCCGCCUGUCCUGAAAAAGGUUCCUUCGGACAAGGAGAGAGAUAGCCAGGGCAGCCCACAGCCCAGUCCCAGGACGUUUUCCCGGGAAGUGUCCAGGAGAAGCUGGGGCCAGCAGGCCCAGGAGUGUCAAGAACAAAAGCAGUGGUCCUCCAGUAAAGAUGGCCAGCAAGGCAGCAAAUCCAGUGACUCUGGGGAAGAAGCAGAAAAAGAGUUUAUUUUUGUGUAA
This is a messenger RNA of Lipotes vexillifer (Yangtze River dolphin), 4293 nucleotides long. RefSeq names its product capping protein regulator and myosin 1 linker 1 (gene CARMIL1). The coding region runs from base 175 to 4293 and encodes 1372 amino acids. Gene Ontology annotation, biological process: cell migration; regulation of Arp2/3 complex-mediated actin nucleation. The record is from RefSeq and is a predicted model, not a curated record. The transcript has 37 exons. Lineage: Eukaryota; Metazoa; Chordata; Mammalia; Artiodactyla; Lipotidae. Gene Ontology annotation, molecular function: protein binding. Gene Ontology annotation, cellular component: lamellipodium; plasma membrane.